AUGCAACUCACUUCCAUCAUCCUCCCAAUCAUUGGUAUGGCCGCUGCCGUCCAGGCCGCCCCAGCUCCCCAAUCAGGUGUUCCCGGCAAAUCUACCUCUAUCCCCACCUUCACUAUCUCCAACUUCUCCAACUCUGGCUCUCCACACUCCGCUCAAGUCUCCAUCUCUUUCGACUUGAAGAGCAAUCCGUUCGGAUACACAGCUAAAUGCUUUGCUACUCACCCAAUCGGUGCCGGUAGUGCCGGUUCCAAGGGCCCACAGGCUAACGUCGCCACGCCCAAAUACUACACCGAAUGCAAAUCCAACCAACCUGGAAAGAAAAACGGAUUUGGAUUCGUGUACGAGCCGAAGACCAAUACCUUCCUCCUUUCGGUCACUCAGUGGACCGGUGGUAACACACUUUCUGGAUCGAUCUCUUUCCCCAAUAAGAUCAAGACUCGCGUGGAUAAAAUCAAUCCUAAUGGAAACUAUAACUACUUGGAGUCCCCCAAGACGUUUGACAUCCUCUCCAACUUGCCUGUUGUUGCUCCUUAA
Orbilia oligospora ATCC 24927 is the source of this 534-nucleotide messenger RNA. RefSeq lists its product as uncharacterized. The transcript has a single exon. NCBI's taxonomy places the organism in Eukaryota, Fungi, Ascomycota, Orbiliomycetes, Orbiliales, Orbiliaceae. Bases 1 to 534 code for a protein of 177 amino acids. The record is from RefSeq and is a predicted model, not a curated record.